CAUUCGCAGUGGAGUGCUCCUUCCCCGGGCGCCUAGAGAGGACGUCAUCAGCCAAGGCGCUUCUCCUGGGUGCUACUUCGUGCUUCCUUUGCCUCCAUGGACGACGAGGAAGAGACCUACCGGCUGUGGAAGAUCCGCAAGACCAUCAUGCAGCUCUGCCAUGACCGUGGCUACCUCGUGACCCAAGACGAGCUGGACCAGACGCUGGAGGAGUUCAAGGCCCAGUUUGGCGACAAGCCCAGCGAAGGUCGGCCCCGGCGCACCGACCUCACCGUGCUGGUCGCCCACAAUGACGACCCUACCGACCAGAUGUUUGUCUUUUUCCCUGAGGAGCCGAAGGUCGGGAUCAAGACCAUCAAGAUGUACUGCCAGCGCAUGCAAGAGGAGAACAUCACCCGGGCACUCAUUGUGGUCCAGCAGGGCAUGACGCCAUCCGCCAAACAGUCCCUGGUAGACAUGGCGCCCAAGUACAUCCUUGAACAAUUCCUUCAGCAGGAACUUUUGAUCAACAUCACUGAGCAUGAGCUUGUUCCCGAGCACGUAGUCAUGACCAAAGAAGAGGUGACAGAGCUGUUGGCGCGAUACAAGCUGAGAGAGAACCAGCUUCCUCGGAUACAAGCAGGGGACCCUGUGGCGCGCUACUUUGGGAUCAAGCGAGGACAGGUGGUGAAGAUCAUCCGUCCCAGCGAGACGGCUGGCCGGUACAUCACUUAUAGGCUGGUGCAAUAGUAGUUUUGUCAGGUAUUUUGGACUCGUCUGCCUCAGUCUUCCGUUCCCUCUUUUGCCUCACUUUGCAAUACCAGGAUGAGCAAAUCGUAGCCGACAAGUGACUAUUUUGGGCAGCUCUUGGAACCUUUUUGCCCAGUCCUGCUGGAGAACCUAGAGCUUACCUUUUGGAGUUUUCCUGACUCAGGUAAAAGGGCCAUACUCUCAUCCCGAUGGUGCCUUUUGUUAUCUUCCAUCUAGUUUGACCGCUUCCUUCUGGAGAUGACCGCCUGGCUUGUCUAACCGCCAUAAUACCAGAUUGACCUCUCUGUCUUCCCAGCAUGGCUCUGGACACCUUGGGAACCCCAAAGACUCUUGAAAGGGUUGCCCCAGUCAAUGCCCUGCCAUUCUCUCUAUGCUCAGCCAUCUUUUCUAGGUGAAAAUGGGACUCACUCUAAAUGGACACUAGAGUUUGAAACCUGAAAUCCGGAAAGCUUCCUCUCCAAUGCAACUGCUGUAAUAAAGGUUUAGGAUGUUUUGUUUUCAA
This is a messenger RNA of Anolis sagrei ordinatus, 1252 nucleotides long. It is a transcript of the gene POLR2E, whose product is annotated as RNA polymerase II, I and III subunit E. Gene Ontology annotation, biological process: DNA-templated transcription. Lineage: Eukaryota; Metazoa; Chordata; Lepidosauria; Squamata; Anolidae. The record is from RefSeq and is a predicted model, not a curated record. Gene Ontology annotation, cellular component: RNA polymerase I complex; RNA polymerase II, core complex; RNA polymerase III complex. Gene Ontology annotation, molecular function: DNA binding.